Messenger RNA from Fusarium sp. VM40, 774 nucleotides. The record is from the annotation of a GenBank genome assembly. NCBI's taxonomy places the organism in Eukaryota, Fungi, Ascomycota, Sordariomycetes, Hypocreales, Nectriaceae.
AUGAAGUUCUCUCUUUCACUCGCGGCUCUCGCCUCUGGAGCUUUCCAGGUUGUGGCUGGCCAGACAGUCUACUUUGCUGGUGACUCAACAAUGGCCAAGAACGGAGCCAACGACGGCGUGACUGACGGUUGGGGCAACUAUAUUGCCAAAUACCUGAAGGUCACAGCCGUCAACAAAGCCAUCGGCGGUCGCUCCGCCCGCUCUUACACCAACGAGGGCCGCUUCCAGGAGAUCAUCGACGUGGUCAAGAAGGGCGACAUCGUCGUCAUCGAGUUCGGCCACAACGAUGGCGGCUCCCCCACCAGUAACGACAACAAGCGCUCCGACUGUCCCGGAAGCGGCACAGAGGUCUGCAUCUCGGACGUCACCGGCGAGAAGGUCUACACUUUCGUCUUCUACGUCUCGCAGGCCGCCAAAGCCCUCGUCGCCAAGGGUGCCACCGUCAUCCUCAGCUCGCAGACUCCCAACAACCAGUGGGAGACUGGCACUUUCGAGCCCGGUGCGCCUCGCUUCGUGGGCUACGUGCCUAUCGCUGCCAAGGCUAUUGCGAGCUCCAGCGUUACCUACGUUGACCACUUCGCUGCUGUGACCAACAUGUACAAGAAGCUUGGUAACACCAAGGUCAACUCUCUGUACCCCAAGGACCACACGCACACCAGCCCUGAGGCUGCUGACCUCAUUGCCAAGGCUUUCGUCCAGGCUAUUGAUCAGGAGCUGAACGGCAAGACGAGCUUGAAGCCUUACAUCAAGACUCCUAUCACCACUGUAUACUAA